AUCACAAAAGUCAUUGCUGAGUACGAUACCUAGAUAUUUACCCCAAGGCCCAGAUUAUUGACAACCACUGAGAAAAGGAUGAUCUGGAGAUAUCGCAGACGGGUAGACAAGGAAAAUCGUCAGGGGGAGGAGGAUUCGUGGUCGUGGCUGUCCAACACCAUAGCAUGGGUUCAAAAUACCCCAGUCCCAUACCAUCCUCGCGACGUCACCACCACCCCUACAACCUCAACCACUUCCAUCGCAUCGACCACCUUAACAACUACCGGUACUGCUGGCUCUGGCACCAACCUACCGCCUAGCUUUGCAUCGGUUGCGCCGCGUUCUCAUCAUCUUCGAUUUCAACAGUCCUACUCUAUCCUCCAGUCCCGUUCACCGUCUGAAGACGGUUCCAACGAAUCGGAGCGUUUUAGCUUCAUUACUGCCGCCGGUUCUCAAACAUCUCUAAUAACUUUCUCCACAGCUGGUUCUAUGUGGGAGGAUAACAACCCGCUACCAUAUGACCGUCGGUCGUCUACCUCAUCGUUCCGUGCACCAGGAUACGAUUCUCCCCAUGCAGGAAGUGAUACAGAGCCGCCAGAUUUCCUUACCAGGCCACCCCAUACACCUCCGGAAACCUCAGGAGACGAAGCCGGGAGCAAACGUGGCGAUGAGGAUGAUGAGGAUGAGGAUGAGGAUGGAAAUGAGCAAUAUCGACAACAGCGAAGAGAUCAAGUUUACAAUUCUCGAGUAGAGCAAACUCUUCUGGAAUAUAGAGACCCCCCAAUUGCCAUCACCGAUGCGGGGAAGAAUUCUGAGGGUAGUGGCGGUUUUAUUGUAUACACCAUCAGAACGGGGGAUUUAGAAGUCCGCCGCCGAUACUCUGAAUUUGAAUCGCUCCGUAGAAACCUUUCCUUACUCCAUCCUUGCCUUAUCGUUCCUCCCAUUCCGGAAAAACACCAGGUCUCCGACUACGUUGCGGCUCCUACCAGUGCGAAGGAGAAUGUCAACAUCAUUGAUCACCGGAAGCGAAUGUUGGGUGUGUUCUUGAAUAGAUGCGCUAGGAUGCGUAAAAUUCGGGAAGACAGUGUAUUUCAACGGUUUCUGGACCCUAAUGCGAGCUGGAGCGAAGUACUGCAUUCAGCGCCAAUUUCAAAUUUGCCGAAACAACAUCUCAGGGCUCCUCCCCUUAACCCUUCCAGUCCAUCACCGGCUCAUCAAUUUUUACCUCUUCCAUCGGCUUCUGCAAAGCUCAAAAAUACUUCUAUCUCUCCUCCUUCAUCGUCCUACGACCCUUAUUUUAACAGCUACGAAUCAUCUACGCGGGUUUACGAGAGCUUGCUCACAGGUUCUAUCGAGCGUGUAAACCGUAGAAUCUUGAAACGGUUAUCUGAGCUCUCCAUUGAUUACCACGAAUUGGGUGCUAGGUAUAAUGCGUUCUCGUUGUCAGAGUCUGGGGAUCUUGCGUCUGCGAUUGAAAAAAUAGGGCAGGCUGUCGAUAGCUCCUAUAUAGCUACAGAGGGGUUGGCUCUAGUUCUUGGAUCUGGAUUCGCAGAGCCUUUGCGUGAAUCUGCUCAGUUCGCUGGGGUAGUGCAAAAGGUCCUUCGUUACCGGGUUCUGAAGCGCGUUCAGGAGGAAAUAACAAGAGAUCUAUUGCACCAAAAGCGGACACUACUUCAAGGACUUGAAAGAUCGGAGAUGGAAGCCAGGAGAAUUGAGCAAUACCUUCACGGUGGAUCAGGCUUUGAGGGCUCUAGUGCUGGGAGUGUAGAGCCGUCUGCGAGGGCUGAUGACGUGGAAUCAAUUGACUCCGGAGAUUUCCCCCCAACACAUAGUGACACCUCGCCGCCGCAACGCUCCAAGUCGAUAACCCAACGUUCAGUGUCUUCAUCGUCACGUGGUGGUGAGUCACAAGGGCACCGAAAAUCUCAAUCCUAUUCGCCACCAACAGCUGCUGGGAGCAGCGGCGGGGGUUUUUUAGCAAAGGGUUUUGGAAAACUAAAUUAUGCUAUCCAUGGAAUCGUCGAUGUUGAUCCUGAGAGAACUAGAAGAGACAACAUUGGUAAAACACGGGAACAACUUCAGCAAUUAGAAGCGGCAAUUGAGGCUGCUGAGAAGGAUGUCAAGGAUGCGAGCAAAGGCGUGUUAAAGGAUUUGAGGCGAUUCCAGAAAGGCAAGGAGGAGGACUUGAAGAAAAUGAUGAUCGUCUACGCUAAGUGCCAUAUCGAGUGGGCUAAGAAGAACUUGGAGGGGUGGGAAGAAGCUAAGGAGGAGGUUGAGAAGAUUCAAGCGAAAUAACCUUAAUGCCUCAACCAUUUGCGCAUUGUAGGUCGAGGGCGGUCAGGUUAUAGUGCUCUCUUAAUUGAAGGAUUUCUCUGUUAUGGCGUACAAAAACGUUUUCUUGCUACAUUGCUGGCUGGGUAGCCAAGUUAGUAGGUUUGCGCUGGGUUUCGUGCUGUACUAUUGAGUCCAAAAAUAGCAUGUCUUUCUGUCUUCCAUGCCUUCUAUAACAUGGCCUGGGGUUUUAUUUUAUUUUCCCACUAUAUUUUGCCUCUAGCUAUUAUUUGAUUUACUGGGCGCCGAAUGCUUAUAUGGUGGUAAUACUUUUUUUUUCUUUCAUUUUUUCUUUCUUUCACAAGUUGGUUGGUAUCCAUCUCGAUAUCUCUCUCACUUCGUGUUAAUCUCCCUCUCUUUCUACAGGGCUCGGCUCUAGCUCUUGGGUGCUGAUUUGUAUUAUAAAGUCCUGGUACUUAGUUGGCCUGGUUAAAGAAUGCAGAUAUAUUUGCUCCAA
Tuber melanosporum (Perigord truffle) is the source of this 2767-nucleotide messenger RNA. RefSeq lists its product as uncharacterized. The transcript has 5 exons. Gene Ontology annotation, molecular function: phosphatidylinositol binding. The record is from RefSeq and is a predicted model, not a curated record. NCBI's taxonomy places the organism in Eukaryota, Fungi, Ascomycota, Pezizomycetes, Pezizales, Tuberaceae. Gene Ontology annotation, biological process: retrograde transport, endosome to Golgi. The coding region runs from base 469 to 2274 and encodes 601 amino acids.